Molecule: messenger RNA, 1252 nt
Organism: Sipha flava (yellow sugarcane aphid)
Lineage: Eukaryota; Metazoa; Arthropoda; Insecta; Hemiptera; Aphididae
Product: KRAB-A domain-containing protein 2-like
Exons: 1
Coding region: 122-1252 (376 amino acids)
Biological process (GO): DNA integration
Molecular function (GO): nucleic acid binding
Source: RefSeq, a predicted model, not a curated record
AUUAUAUUUACAUUUAUGUGAAAUAUGUAAUAUAAAACACGCUCAUCCCAAAAAAGGUUUAGUAAUAAAACCAAUUAUAUCUAAAACUUUUAAUUCUCAUGCACAAGUUGAUUUGAUAGAUAUGCAAAGUAAUAAAGAUGGUGAUUUUAAAUUUAUUUUGGUUUACCAAGACCAUUUUACUAAAUUUGUUUCUUUAAGAUCUUUAAAAACAAAAACGGCAAGCGAAGUUGCAUACAAUCUUAUAGAUAUUUUUUGUAUAUUUGGAGCUCCGUGCAUACUACAAUCAGACAAUGAUAGAGAGUUUGUUAAUCAUAUUAUAAAUGAUUUAGUUUUAAUGUGGGAUGGUUUAAAAAUAGUACACGGGAAGCCACGUCAUUCGCAAAGUCAGGGAAGUGUUGAGCGAGCUAACAAGGACAUCGAAAAAAUCAUUUAUGCUUGGAUGGAAGAAAAUCAAUCUAGGAAAUGGAGUGAAGGAUUGAGAUUUUGUCAAUUUUCCAAAAAUAGUGCUUAUCAUGCUGGCAUAAAACAACCUCCAUAUGAAGCUAUGUUUGGAAAAAAAGUUAGUCUUGAAUUAAAAAUGUCAUUUUUACCCAAUGAUAUAAUAAACAAUGUAAAUGACGAAAAUGACUUACUAAAAUUUGUAGAAAAUGAAAAUGAAAAUGAAAUGGAGGUAUUAAAUGAAAAUGAAAAUGAAAUGGAGGUAUUAAUUGAAAAUGAAAAUGAAAUGGAGGUUUUAAAUGAAAAUGAAAAAAUUUUAGUCAACCUAUCUGAACAAAAACAGCAUUUUAAAAAAGCACGGGAAAAGGCUACUGAUGGAUUAGUGGCGCAAGCAAAAAAAAUAAAAUUAAUGAGUGAAAAUCAAUUUUCACCUCUAAAUGUAAAAAUGACAGUGAAAAUUCCAGUGCCUUGUGUUGAUAGAGGAAAAGUCGAUGCAAAUAAUGUGUUAGGUGUUAUAUUAAGUGUUACAGAUGAUGGAUUUUAUAAAAUAGGAACCAAAAAUGGAAUUUUGUCAUCACUUUAUGCCAGAAACCAAAUAUUUCAAAGCAAGGAACAGUUUAUUAGUAGCAAUGAUGUACCGAAUAUCGAAAUACCACUGAGGACUGCUAGUAUUCAAAAUUCAUUAACUGGAGAACAAGGGUAUAUUUUUUGUUCUUGCAAAACUAAGUGCACUACGAAACGAUGCAAAUGUAAACAACAAAAUAUUUUGUGUAGUUCUAAAUGCCAUGGUUCUAAUAUGUGUAGCAACAAAUAA